Messenger RNA from Striga asiatica, 1573 nucleotides. NCBI's taxonomy places the organism in Eukaryota, Viridiplantae, Streptophyta, Magnoliopsida, Lamiales, Orobanchaceae. The record is from the annotation of a GenBank genome assembly.
AAUCUCAAAUAAAUACAUAAGUAACAAAUCUAAAUUACAUACGCCAAAUUCCUAAUCCUAAAUCCUAAAGUCUUAAAAGGUCUCUAUAAAUCCUACAAUCCCUCGUAUAAAACAUCGCAGAAAAACCACAAGAUUCGCAUCGUUGAGUAUUUUGAGUUUGUAUCGGAGCAUCAAUGGCGUCUCCGGAUCUGGUUUCGAAGGCUAAAGAAGCGUUCAUAGACGACCACUUCGAAUUAGCCGUUGACCUAUACUCUCAAGCCAUUGCCUUGAGCCCUAGCAACGCCGAACUAUUUGCCGACCGUGCUCAGGCAAAUAUUAAGCUCCAAAACUUCACUGAGGCUGUUGCUGAUGCGAAUAAAGCUAUCGGGUUAAAUUCUUCAAUUACAAAAGCUUAUCUGCGUAAAGGUAUGGCAUGCAUGAAGCUUGAGGAGUACCAGACUGCUAAGGCAGCUUUGGAAAUUGGUGCCUCUUUGGCACCUGGAGAUUCCAGGUUCACUAACUUGAUCAAAGAGUGUGAUGAGCGCAUAGCAGCAGAGCAAGCUGAAGAAUUGCCUGAGAAAUUGGUUAACAGUGGUCCAUCAGUUGUGGUGGCUCCAAAUAAUUUGGCUCCACCAGUUAGCUUGUGCAGCCAAGGAUCAACAGCGUCGCUUUCUAAGCCAAAAUACAGGCAUGAAUUCUAUCAGAAGCCAGAGGAAGUGGUGGUAACAAUAUUUGCAAAGGGCAUACCAGCAAAUAGUGUCGUGGUUGACUUUGGUGAACAAAUUCUUCAUGUUACGAUCGAGGUGCCUGGUGGGGAAGCAUAUCAUCUUCAAACUAGAUUAUUUGGAAAGAUAGCUCCUUCAAAAUGCAGGUAUGAAGUCAUGUCCACAAAAAUCGAGAUUCGUCUUGCCAAGGCAGACUCUGUACACUGGACGUCACUUGAAUACCAGAGGGAUGCUGCUGUUCCGCAGAAAGCAAAUGUAUCAUCAGGCAAUCAGAAACCUGCUUAUCCAUCUUCGAAACCCAAAAGAGUAGAUUGGGAUAAAUUGGAAGCUCAAGUGAAAAAGGAGGAAAAGGAAGAGAAACUCGAUGGUGAUGCGGCUCUUAACAAGUUCUUUAGAGAGAUAUACAAAGAUGCCGAUGAGGACACUAGGCGAGCUAUGAGCAAAUCUUUUAUUGAAUCAAAUGGAACCGUGCUAUCUACAAACUGGAAUGAAGUUGGUUCGAAGAAGGUCGAAGGAAGCCCGCCUGAUGGCAUGGAGGUGAAGAAAUGGGAGUACUGAUAAUCUUUCGUUGUGCUUGAACUUGUUCAUAUCUUCCUCUUAGCUCAGUCCAAGUUGAGAGUUUCUUCUAUUCAAGAAUUUCAAGUUUGGUUUUUUGUUAUGAUACUAGUGGCCUAAAUUUGAGUACUGUGGGUGGUCUUUUUUUGUUCAGUUUUCAUGUCCUUUUUAGCAGCCUUCUUGCUGUUUGAUUAAUAUUUUGGUUUUGAGUCUGAAUUUUUAUUUGGAGUUACCUGUUUGAGAUCUUGCAUUGUCUUAUGGGCAAGUGUGGUUUGGUUUGAAACUGAUGGAGCUCUUUAACAUGAUGGUGCUCU